Messenger RNA from Mucor mucedo, 1064 nucleotides. Its product is annotated as S-adenosyl-L-methionine-dependent methyltransferase. The transcript is spliced from 7 exons. Gene Ontology annotation, biological process: mitochondrial respiratory chain complex I assembly. Bases 42 to 1004 code for a protein of 320 amino acids. NCBI's taxonomy places the organism in Eukaryota, Fungi, Mucoromycota, Mucoromycetes, Mucorales, Mucoraceae. The record is from RefSeq and is a predicted model, not a curated record. Gene Ontology annotation, cellular component: mitochondrion.
AUUUAAUUUCUCUCUCUCUCUCUCCUUUCUUAAAUUAACUAAUGCUUGCAACAACCCUCCGUCAGUUGACUAGACAGAGUAGACGUCAUUACGUGGCUACACCACAAGCAUUUCAUGUCUUUGACAGAAACGUCAAACUUUUACAAAAGGAACGUGCAGCAGCCGACGUAGAACAAAGCCGUACUGUUGAUUAUCUAAAAGACGAGAUCGCUGCCCGAGUAGCUGAUCGACUUUUGGACAUUAAACGAAAAUUCAAUACUGUGGUUGAUUUGGGAUCUGGAUCUGGACAUAUUGUAAAGCAUGUCAACAAGGAUAUGAUGCAAAAGUUAAUCAUGUGUGACAUGUCAGAGAAAGCACUGAAUAGAGAUAUUGAUAUUCCUUACGAGGUCCAAGUGGAAAGACGUGUGGUUGAUGAAGAACAUUUACCUUUUGAAGAGGAUUCCUUGGAAGCCGUUGUCAGUAGUUUAUCGUUAAACUGGGUCAAUGAUUUACCCGGAGCUUUGAUCCAAAUCAAGAACUCGCUUAAACCCGAUGGCGUCUUUAUUGGUGCUAUGUUUGGCGGUGAUACUUUAUUUGAGUUGAGAACAUCAUUGCAAUUAGCGGAAACAGAGAGAGAAAGUGGUAUUUCUCCUCGUAUCUCUCCUAUGGCCGAAUCCAGUGAUAUGUCUAGAAUCUUGACUCGUGCCGGAUUCACUUUGACUACAGUGGAUGUGGAUGAAAUUCAAGUAAACUAUCCAAGCGCUUUUGAACUGAUGGAGGAUCUUCGUGCUAUGGGAGAAAGCAAUGCCGUUUUCACAAGACGUCCAUAUUUGAAGAGAGAUACACUUUUAUCGGCUGCUGCAAUUUAUAAAGAAUUACACGGUCAUCCCGAUGGUACAAUUCCAGCAACCUUUCAAAUUAUUUAUUUGAUUGGAUGGAAACCUUCAGCAAAUACACCUUUGCCCAAGAAAAGAGGUUCCGCUAACGCGUCAUUGAAGGAGAUGUUGGAAACCAAAAUAGAUUAGAGAUAGUUCAUAAAAUGAAGUUAUAAUUAAAAUCAUUCCUUGUAUAUUUACAAAUAAUAA